This is a messenger RNA of Vicia villosa (hairy vetch), 656 nucleotides long. Its product is annotated as non-specific lipid-transfer protein 3. NCBI's taxonomy places the organism in Eukaryota, Viridiplantae, Streptophyta, Magnoliopsida, Fabales, Fabaceae. The coding region runs from base 61 to 417 and encodes 118 amino acids. The transcript is spliced from 2 exons. Gene Ontology annotation, molecular function: lipid binding. Gene Ontology annotation, biological process: lipid transport. Gene Ontology annotation, cellular component: membrane. The record is from RefSeq and is a predicted model, not a curated record.
GAUAUUAUACUCACCAAUCAAAUAAACCAAGAAAAAGAAUUCAAAAGAAAGAAAACAAAAAUGGCAAGAAGCAUGAAGUUAGCAUGUGUUGCUUUGGUGAUGUGCAUGGUAGCUAUUGCGCCUAUGGCUGAAGCUGCAGUCUCAUGUGGAACUGUAACCGGUGAUCUUGGUCCAUGCCUUACUUAUCUUGAAGGUGGUGCUGGACCUUCAGUACCAUGCUGUGCAGGAGUGAAGAAGCUUCUUGCUGCCGCCGCCACCACGGCGGAUCGUCAGGCUGCCUGUAACUGCUUGAAAUCAGCUGCCGGUUCUAUUAAUAAUUUGAAUACUAACAAUGCUGCUGCUCUCCCAGGCAAAUGUGGUGUCAACAUUCCUUACAAGAUCAGUACCUCCACCAACUGUAAUACCAUUAAGUUUUGAAGAUGAUGGUGCGGUUUCAAGAUUAUCAUAUGGAAACUUCUCAUAGUACUAUAUGAGAGUGCCAUUUAGUACAAUUAUUAAGAAUAAUAUAUAAUGAGAGUGAUACAGGCUCAUCUUAUAUGUGGUCCUACCUAUCCUCUUGUUGUACUGGACUAUUUUGGAUUCUCUCUAAGUUCUUGUGUCGUUGUAUCAAUCUACAUGUAAUCAAAUCUUAUUGUUGGGUUUCAUUUCUUUGUUAA